CCAUAUCAGUCUCGGAUUGUGGGUGGAGUCAAUGCUCAGGAAGGAGAAUUCCCCUGGAUGGCUUAUCUGUUUAACUCCGAGUUAGGUCAGUACUGUGGAGCAACUCUCAUCGCAUCAGAAUGGGUUGUGACCGCCGCACACUGUAUCUGGGGUAUAUCAGAUCUUCUUGACUCGGUUGUUAUGGGUGACCUUCAUCUUUCUAUUGGUUCCGAGCAUCAUCUAGCAAUAAGUCCAGACAAUAUCUUCAUGCAUCCACAAUAUGAUGACAACACACUGAAUGCAGAUAUUGCUAUGAUUAAGCUCUCUCAGCCCGUACCCUUCAGUGAGUACGUGAGACCAGCGUGUCUCUCAGAAACCCUCGAGGAACUCAGAGACUACAAGACGUGCAUCAUCACCGGCUGGGGUAACACUGAACAUGACGGUGCAGACAAUCUACGGAAAGCAGUGGUCAGGUUGAUUGAGAAAGAACGCUGUGAAGAAUUAUACGAUAUCCCUGAUGAUUAUGACACGGAGUUUCUCAUAUGCGCUGGCUUCGAAAGGGGUGGAAUAGAUACUUGUCAGGGUGACAGCGGUGGUCCUAUGGUGUGUGAAGGUUCCGAUGGUAGAUGGCACCUGACCGGGAUAACAAGCUUUGGUUUCGGAUGCGCAGACCCAGGCUUUCCAGGGGUGUACGCAAGGGUGUCAACGUUACUACCCUUCGUGGAAACUGUCAUGCAAAUAGAUCGCUUCGGUGAAACAGUGCCAAUCGUGUUGGGGCUGGGAGAUACUCAGAAUAUCUCCAGCCCCAAUUAUCCAUUCGAGUACGACAGCAACACUGAUCUGACGUGGCACGCAAUCGCUCCAGCUGGCUACAGCAUUCUCAUCACCUUCAUCACCUUCGAAGUAGAGGAAGCGUACGACGCCCUCAUCGUUUAUCAAGGAUUUACAGGGAAUACCGCUGAGAGAAUACGGUCCAAUGCAUUAACAGGAUACCAACUACCAGAUCCUAUUAAGACAUUUGGUUCUUAUGUGUGGUUGAGAUUCAAAAGCGAUGAGAUCAUACAAGAUGGUGGAUUUUCCGUCAUAUUGUCCGUCGAAGAGUCAAUAGAUUGCAAUAAUGACGGCAUGAUCAAUUGUUCAAACGGAAUUUGCAUUUCCAAAAAUGCUACAUGUGAUGGAUUUAACGAUUGUCUGGACUUUUCAGACGAGGAUUACUGCCCACCAUGUGAAGACGUACCUCCAGUGUGCAGGAACCUCGUUCCAUAUAGCUCCACUUACUUCCCGAAUCCCUUUGCUGACACGAGAGAAGACGCUCUAGAUAAGGUUGCUGGUCUGGACUCCAUCAUCAGUUGCCACAGUGACAUGAUGGAGCUGGUAUGUAAUACGUUCUUCCCUGAAUGCAUCCACAACGGACCCACCAGAAGACCAUGCUUGUCAGGCUGUAUAGAUGUGACUGAUGCGUGUGAACAACGCUAUCAAGAAACGAUUGGACAACCAUGGCCAAUCAACUGUACUCACUUCACGGAUUCCCUACAAGACACCGAUGGGUCUUGCCUAGGAGGACAAGGGGAUUACUUAAACACCACCAUUUGUGGCACCCGUCCAGCAUACACCCCAGACCAGUCUCGAGUGGUGGGCGGGGCCGAUGCUAAAGAAGGGGAAUUCCCCUGGAUGGUUUAUCUUUACAGUCAUGAAAGAGGACAAGUCUGCGGCGGUACCUUGAUAGGUCCUGAAUGGGUUGUCACAGCUGCACAUUGUGUGGUCGAUAUUCCAUAUUCCGUGGAUCGCAUCAUAUUGGGUGACCUGCUUCUCUCCUCCCCCUCCAACCAUCAUCUAAACAUCACUCCUGCCGAGAUUAUCCCCUAUCUGGGAUAUGACACUCAAACAUCGGAUGGGGAUUUAGCUCUCAUCAAAUUAUCGCAACCAGUGGACUUUACAGCUUUUGUAAGGCCAGCCUGUCUAGCGGAGUCAUCGGACGAGGUGAAUGACUACAAGAGGUGCACCGUCAGUGGAUGGGGUAACACCGAAGCCGGUUUCGAUGCAGAUGUUUUGCAGAAAGCAAUCGUACAUUUGAUCACAAAUGAUAGAUGCGCAGAACUGUAUGAGAAUGCGACCUCGAAUCAGAUGAUCUGCGCAGGUUAUGAACGAGGGGGAAUAGACACAUGUCAGGGAGAUAGUGGAGGUCCCUUGGUAUGUGAAGGAUCAGAUGGUAGAUGGCAUCUUGUAGGAGCGACCAGCUGGGGUGAUGGGUGUGCCGACCCAGGCAAACCAGGAAUAUAUGCCAGAGUCUCUCAGUUUUGGCCAUUCAUCAAAGAAGUCUUGACAGGGAAAAUUCCUUUAAACGGAUCUUGUGGACGAAGCUGCUGUACCGAUUUAUCAGAAAGCUGUAAUCGAGGUGACUGUUUCUGUGAUCAAGAGUGUUCUACACGAGGAGAUUGCUGCUCGGACUUCCAAAACUUUUGCGAGUUUCAGUCUUCCACAUCGACUCCCUCUUCCACAGAACGUCCAGAUCGCUUAAAUGAAACAGUGCCAAUCGUGUUGGGCCUGGGAGAUACUGAGAAUAUCUACAGCCCCAAUUAUCCACUCGAGUACUACAGCAACACUGAUCUGACGUGGCACGCAAUCGCUCCAGCUGGCUACAGCAUUGUCAUCACCUUCAUCACCUUCGAAGUAGAGGUAGCGUAUGACGCCCUCAUCGUUUAUCAAGGAUUUACAGGGAACACCACUGAGAGAAUACGGUCCAAUGCAUUAACAGGAUACCAACUACCAGAUCCUAUUAAGACAUUUGGUUCUUAUGUGUGGUUGAGAUUCAAAAGCGAUGGGAGCAUAGAACAUGGUGGAUUUUUCGUCAUACUGUCCGUCGAAGAGUCAAUAGAUUGCAAUAAUGACGACAUGAUCAAUUGUUCAAACGGAAUUUGCAUUUCCAAAAAUGCUACAUGUGAUGGAUUCAACGAUUGUCUAGACUUUUCAGACGAGGAUUACUGCCCACCAUGUGAAGACGUACCUCCAGUGUGCAAGAACCUCGUUCCGUAUAGCUCCACUUACUUCCCGAAUCCCUUUGCUGACACGAGAGAAGACGCUCUAGAUAAGGUUGCUGGUCUGGACUCCAUCAUCAGUUGCCACAGUGACAUGAUGGAGCUGGUAUGUAAUACGUUCUUCCCUGAAUGCAUCCACAACGGACCCACCAGAAGACCAUGCUUGUCAGGCUGUAUAGAUGUGACCGAUGCGUGUGAACAACGCUAUCAAGAAACGAUUGGACAACCAUGGCCAAUCAACUGUACUCACUUCACGGAUUCGCUACAAGACACCGAUGGGUCUUGCUUAGGAGGACAAGGGGAUUACUUAAACACCACCAUUUGUGGCACCCGUCCAGCAUACUCCCUAGGCCAGUCUCGAGUGGUGGGCGGGGCCGAUGCUAAAGAAGGGGAAUUCCCCUGGAUGGUUUAUCUUUACAGUCAUGAAAGAGGACAAGUCUGCGGCGGUACCUUGAUAGGUCCUGAAUGGGUUGCCACAGCUGCCCACUGUGUGGUCGAUAUUCCAUAUUGCGUGGAUCGCAUCAUAUUGGGUGACCUGCUUCUCUCCUCCCCCUCCAACCAUCAUCUAAACAUCACUCCUGCCGAGAUUAUCCCCUAUCUGGGAUAUGACCCUCGAACAUCGGAUGGGGAUUUAGCUCUCAUCAGAUUAUCGCAACCAGUGGACUUUACAGCUUUUGUAAGGCCAGCCUGUCUAGCGGAGUCAUCGGACGAGGUGAAGGACUACAAGAGGUGCACCGUCAGUGGAUGGGGUAACACCGAAGCCGGUUUCAAUGCAGAUGUUUUGCAGAAAGCAAUCGUACAUUUGAUCACAAAUGAUAGAUGCGCAGAACUGUAUGUGAAUGCGACCUCGAAUCAGAUGAUCUGCGCAGGUUAUGAACGAGGGGGAAUAGACACAUGUCAGGGAGAUAGUGGAGGUCCCUUGGUAUGUGAAGGAUCAGAUGGUAGAUGGCAUCUUGUAGGAGCGACCAGCUGGGGUGAUGGGUGUGCCGACCCAGGCAAACCAGGAAUAUAUGCUAGAGUCUCUCAGUUUUGGCCAUUCAUCAAAGAAGUCUUGACAGGGAAAAUUCCUUUAAACGGAUCUUGUGGACGGAGCUGCUGUACCGAUUUAUCAGAAAGCUGUAAUCGAGGUGACUGUUUCUGUGAUCAAGAGUGUUCUACACGAGGAGAUUGCUGCUCGGACUUCCAAAACUUUUGCGAGUUUCAGUCUUCCACAUCGACUCCCUCUUCCACAGAACGUCCAGAUCGCUUAAAUGAAACAGUGCCAAUCGUGUUGGGCCUGGGAGAUACUGAGAAUAUCUACAGCCCCAAUUAUCCACUCGAGUACUACAGCAACACUGAUCUGACGUGGCACGCAAUCGCUCCAGCUGGCUACAGCAUUGUCAUCACCUUCAUCACCUUCGAAGUAGAGGUAGCGUAUGACGCCCUCAUCGUUUAUCAAGGAUUUACAGGGAACACCACUGAGAGAAUACGGUCCAAUGCAUUAACAGGAUACCAACUACCAGAUCCUAUUAAGACAUUUGGUUCUUAUGUGUGGUUGAGAUUCAAAAGCGAUGGGAGCAUAGAAGAUGGUGGAUUUUUCGUCAUACUGUCCGUCGAAGAGUCAAUAGAUUGCAAUAAUGACGACAUGAUCAAUUGUUCAAACGGAAUUUGCAUUUCCAAAAAUGCUACAUGUGAUGGAUUCAACGAUUGUCUAGACUUUUCAGACGAGGAUUACUGCCCACCAUGUGAAGACGUACCUCCAGUGUGCAAGAACCUCGUUCCGUAUAGCUCCACUUACUUCCCGAAUCCCUUUGCUGACACGAGAGAAGACGCUCUAGAUAAGGUUGCUGGUCUGGACUCCAUCAUCAGUUGCCACAGUGACAUGAUGGAGCUGGUAUGUAAUACGUUCUUCCCUGAAUGCAUCCACAACGGACCCACCAGAAGACCAUGCUUGUCAGGCUGUAUAGAUGUGACCGAUGCGUGUGAACAACGCUAUCAAGAAACGAUUGGACAACCAUGGCCAAUCAACUGUACUCACUUCACGGAUUCGCUACAAGACACCGAUGGGUCUUGCUUAGGAGGACAAGGGGAUUACUUAAACACCACCAUUUGUGGCACCCGUCCAGCAUACACCCCAGACCAGUCUCGAGUGGUGGGCGGGGCCGAUGCUAAAGAAGGGGAGUUCCCCUGGAUGGUUUAUCUUUACAGUCAUGAAAGAGGACAAGUCUGCGGCGGUACCUUGAUAGGUCCUGAAUGGGUUGUCACAGCUGCACACUGUGUGGUCGAUAUUCCAUAUUCCGUGGAUCACAUCAUAUUGGGUGACCUGCUUCUCUCCUCCCCCUCUAACCAUCAUCUAAACAUCACUCCUGCCGAGAUUAUCCCCUAUCCGGGAUAUUACUUUCCGAAUGGGGAUUUAGCUCUCAUCAGAUUAUCGCAACCAGUGGACUUUACAGCUUUUGUAAGGCCAGCCUGUCUAGCGGAGUCCUCAGAAGAGGUGAAGGACUACAAGAGGUGCACCGUCAGUGGAUGGGGUAACACCGAAGCCGGUUUCGAUGCAGAUGUUUUGCAGAAAGCAAUCGUACAUUUGAUCACAAAUGAGAGAUGCGCAGAACUGUAUGUGAAUAGGACCUCGGAUCAGAUGAUCUGCGCAGGGUAUGAACGAGGUGGGAUAGACACAUGUCAGGGAGAUAGUGGAGGUCCCUUGGUAUGUGAAGGAUCAGAUGGUAGAUGGCAUCUUGUAGGAGCGACCAGCUGGGGUGAUGGGUGUGCCGACCCAGGCAAACCAGGAAUAUAUGCUAGAGUCUCUCAGUUUUGGCCAUUCAUCAAAGAAGUCUUGACAGGGAGAAUUCCUUUUAACGGAUCUUGUGGACGGAGCUGCUGUACCGAUUUAUCAGAAAGCUGUAAUCGAGGUGACUGUUUCUGUGAUCAAGAGUGUUCUACACGAGGAGAUUGCUGCUCGGACUUCCAAGACUUUUGCGAGUUUCAGUCUUCCACAUCGACUCCCUCUUCCACAGAACGUCCAGGUAUACGUCCAGCGAUGAUAGUCAUUGACUUUGAGAUAGGAGAGACGGAGGAAAUAAUUUCACCAAACUUCCCUCAAGUUUACCCAAACAAUGUUGAAAUGUUGUGGUAUGUCCGCGCCCCUACCAACUACAGUGUCAGCCUCCGAUUCGCCGAGUUCAGCACAGAACCAAACUUUGACUUCCUUAACGUGUAUGAGGGUCUCCUGCCGUCAUUCGGGGAGAGCACGAGGAUCGCCUCUCUAACUGGGGAUGAGCGUAUUGAUGACAUCUUGUAUUUGGGUUCAUACUUGUGGCUAGAGUUUAUAACUGACUCUGUUAUCGGCUCCUAUGGAUUCAGACUUGUGUUAAGUGUGGUGAAUACUGAAGAGCAAAUUAGGAGUUGUUAUAGCAGCGGUAAGGCAAUACUUCUUUCAUCUUUUUGUGAUGGAGCGCUGGACUGUCCCGAUGGAACAGACGAACAAAAUUGCCCUCCCUUCCAGUUAGCUGCUGGAGAAAGCACAAACUUUGUGUCACGUUCCAUCCCUGACUACUUCGGCCCUACACCCCUUGAAUGGACGGUCACAUCGGCCGACACCGACCUCGCUCUCGUAGUCAAGGUCGAAUACAUCUCCUUGCUGGUCGGUGACUCCAUCACAUUCCGAACCAUCGGGGCAGACAGCGGUGAGGACUAUGUUUGGACCUUAGAUGGACCGCUCAAUCAGGAUUACAGUCAGGCUGCUGAUAAGGUCUUCCCAAGCGGAGGUCUCGUCAUAGAGGCAUCCCUCAAUGGAACGAGAGAUUUUGACAUGAAGGUGAUGUCUGUUCUUCCACAAGACAUCACAGGUUGUGAAGGAAGUGACAGACUUAUCACCCCGAAGAACACUUGUGAUGGUAUUGUGGACUGUCCAGACUUCAGUGACGAGCAGGAUUGUGUUCCUUUGGAAAGUAUUGCACUGAACCUUGGACAAGUAGCUACCAUUGAGACUCUUGGCUAUCCAGAACUCCUAAAAACGUCUUUAGCUCUGCGAAUGACAUGGACAAUACGCACAGGGUCUGAGUCACGACUUCGAGUGGAUAUCCAACGUUUUGUCACGGAAGCAUCCCACACACUUACCAUUGGUACCGGCUUGGAUGCCACGGAUGAGAGCAGUAUUGUAUUCAAGCUGGAAAUGAUUCCGUUUGUUAGUCGGCCUGGUGCAGAAGUAGGGGAUAUAAGUCCGCCAGGGAACUCGAUGUGGAUCCGUAUAGAGAAGCCUUUUACGAGUCGUCCUGCUGAACUGGUUCUUUUCGCAAGAAUAGAAGCAGUAACUGAGGAAUCGUUGCAAUGUCCAUCGAAUCAACUAUCUUGUGGAGGUAUUUUCCCCGGAUGUUACAACGAAGCCAGCACCUGCGAUGGCGUCAAUGAUUGCUUUGAUGGUGCAGACGAGGAUUGCGAAUGUCCUGGUAUCCUGGAUGUAAGAUGUGGCAUUAUCAACACCUGCGUACAUCGAAGGAACUUUUGCGACGGUAGAGUAGAUUGUGGAGAUGAUGAAAGCAAAUGCACCUUUGUGUGUGAUAAUGGUCAUAUUGUUCAUGAACUAUUCAUCUGCGAUGGUUACAACGACUGCGGGGAUUUUACAGACGAACUUCAAGACUGUGAGUGUGCGUCAAAUCAGUUCGACUGCGGAGAAAGAUGUAUUUCUACGAAUGACGUUUGUAAUGACUAUGUAGACUGUGCCAAUGGUGCUGAUGAGGCAAAUUGCACAUGCAAGAGCUUUGAGUUCCAGUGUGAUAACGGGGAGUGCGUGCCCUACUGGACCCUUUGUGACGGCGACUUUGACUGUAGUGAUGGAUCAGAGGAACGCCAAGACAACUGCAGAUAUUGUCCUGGAAAUUACCACCAGUGCCCUGACUUUUCGUCUUGCCUGAGCCCAUACUCGAUUUGCAAUUUUAAUCAAGAUUGUAAGGAUGGGAGUGACGAGUUAAACUGUCCGUGGUCCGAUAAUACUACCGAACCUGUCAUAGAGCCUACUGAAUCAACCACGCCAACAAGACAAACAACACCAUUGUCAUUCAUUCCAUACGAGGCUUGUGGACUACGACCAGCUCUUGAUAUCCAUCGGGUCACCCAUGGCGAGGACGUGACUGGGCUUGGGGAAUGGCCAUGGCAGAUCGCACUCUACAGAACAAGUGGCAGCUUCACCUGUGGAGGAAGCGUCAUUACUCCCGAUUGGAUCCUCACUGCUGCACAUUGCGUAGAUGAACCGGGUUCCAAUUACACUAUCAAAGCAGGUAGCUUGGCUUACUUCAAGUUCGAGGGAGGUGGACAAAUCAGAGAUGUAGCUGAGGUCAUCCAGCAUCCAUUUUAUGACAGAUUUACGUUGGUUAACGAUAUCGCGAUCCUCAAGCUCGCUUCUCCUCUUAACAUCACCAACGAGGUGCAGCCUAUCUGCCUGCCUACAAUGGACGAAACGAUUCCACAGCCUGGACAGUAUGUGACAUUCACAGGAUGGGGCAGCUACAGGGAACGAAACGAUCGCCUACCUGAUUUCUUACAAGAGGGUCGGAUGCCCGUCAUACCCAAUAACUUCUGCGAUCACUAUGCAUAUUUUCUAUCCGUUCGUCCAUCUAUGUUCUGCACCAUGUACCAUACUGGUCUUCAAGGAGUCUGUACUGGUGACAGUGGUGGUCCGAUCGUGCAGGAGAUCAAUGGUCGUUGGACACUGGUCGGGAUCUCUAGCUGGGUCGAGAUCUGUGGUGCACCUUAUAUUCCCAAUGGAUUCACUCGUGUAUCCAGCUUCAUUGACCUGGUACAAGCCGCGAUGACAGCUGAAAACUGAAAAUAUUAUCAUAAGGAUUUAUAUUUCGUCGGUUAUUAUUUAGAGUUGAGUUCAUGAUUCAUUAAUUCGAAAACAUUAAUCGACUGACUGAAGUAUUUGUAAUACAUUAGUUACAAUCUAGACUAAGAUUUUCUUUUCAAGUUUCUUUUCAAGUUUCAAGUUCAAGUUCAUUUGUUCCCCAUUUUACAAAAAAAAUAUAGACAGACAUAAUAGUAGAAAUUGUAUAUUACAUGUAGUAUGAGCACGUCUCAAUGAUACUCAAUUCUAAUGAAAUAUUAAGUAGAAUGUGAGGAACCUAUUGAAAAGCAGUGCUUGUAUAUUAUAGGUUCAUGAUAAUUUAAGUUUUAAGUUGAGCUUACUAAUUAGUUCAUUGUAUUGACUUAACUAUGUCAUCAUUAUUAUCAAUAAGUUGUCAGUAUAAGUAAAGUAUACCUUUAAGUCAAAUUUAUCAUUACUUUGAUCAUUGAUAGUAAUAUUGAUAGUUUCCACUGUUUAUGUUUACAAUAAGGUAGAAUAUCAUUUUUGUCUUUGGUUUAAGUAUAGCAGUCAACUGGUAGAUCCGUCGUCUGUUAUAAUUUUUAUGUUGUAAGUUUUCGUAAAGGUAAGAUAUUAAAAAAUUUUGUUGGGUUCAUUCCAUUUAAUUAAUUAAUCUUAAUUAAUAAUGUGCUGUGAGCAUUAUCUGAUUUGAGAUCGUAGAAUCAAUCCACGCACGGGUGAGAGAGAGGGAGAAUGAUAGAGAGAAAAUGAAUAUAUGUAGUCUCACUGUAAUUAUUUUUUACAACCGUAUAAUUUUAAACCCGACCAAGUAGUCUGCUUUAAACAGUCUACAAAUAGUGAUUAUUCUCACUUAAAUAAUGUUAGCGUUUAAAUAGACAUUCAUAUUAGAGGCGAGCUAAAAUGUAGAAACAAAUUUCUGAAAUCCUACUUUUGGAUUUACUUAUUGUGCCAAAUCCUGAUUGUUAUGAGGCUAUACACCACAAGUAUAUGCCUUAAGUGGGAAGUUCUUUAACAUGAAACCACUGUAUCUUUGUGUCUAUUUGUUUGUUUGUUUACAGUAAUGAUAGAGCCAUAGUUAUAGUGCCAUGACAAUGAAAUCAAGUAGAAAACAUAUGAUAUUGGUUCGUCCUCUCUCUCUCUCUCUCUCCCUCUCUUUCUCUCUCUCUCUACAAGAUUGCGUUAUUUCAAUGUACGUGUGUUGUAGUAAAGGGGAAUAAUUUUAAUAUGAUGUUACAGAAUUUCCCUACUAAAUUAUUUCUUUCUACGAUCAAACUUUGUGUCUAUCGUUUAACAUUGACGAAUCAUUUACAUUUAUCUUUGUUUCAACUUACAUUUAUGUCAAAUGAUUUGGAGUGAAUAUUACAGUUUCUUUCAAUAAUAAAAACAAAAAAAUUCUGCAUGCAUUA
This is a messenger RNA of Strongylocentrotus purpuratus (purple sea urchin), 10217 nucleotides long. RefSeq lists its product as uncharacterized. The transcript is spliced from 47 exons. Gene Ontology annotation, molecular function: serine-type endopeptidase activity; protein binding. The record is from RefSeq and is a predicted model, not a curated record. Gene Ontology annotation, biological process: proteolysis. NCBI's taxonomy places the organism in Eukaryota, Metazoa, Echinodermata, Echinoidea, Camarodonta, Strongylocentrotidae. The coding region runs from base 58 to 8814 and encodes 2918 amino acids.